AUGCCUCACUUCACACCCCCCUCUGACACCUCCCUCCCUUUCCUCGCCUUCAAUUCAAAAGAUGACUGGUAUCACAGAGGGGCUCCCAGUGUUUCCACGGCAACCCAGCCAGCUGCAGGAAGUCACCAGCGGACCUCCGCCAAUCACAGUCAGGCGGCGGCGAGGAGAGCCAAUGAGAUGCUGAGGGAGAUGAGACGUUUGAGGACGGAGAUGAAGACGCUGCUGAACGUGAGUACAGAUGGUCAGAAAACUCUCCGAGAACCACCAGACCUGGACCAGAUCACCACCAGUCCCAACACACUGAGUCCCAACAAACCCACCCCCAGUCCCCUCAAAGACCUUUCCAACAUUCCCAGUCCCAACAUAAUCAGCCCCAUCAGUCCCAGACCCAGUUCUCCCAGCAGCCCCAUCAGUCCCAGACCCAGUUCUCCCAGCAGCCCCAUCAGUCCCAGACCAAGUUCUCCCAGCAGCCCAAUCAGACCCAGACCCAGUUCUCCCAGCAGCCCCAUCAGACCCAGACCCAGUUCUCCCAGCAGCCCCAUCAGACCCAGACCCAGUUCUCCCAGCAGCCCCAUCAGACCCAGACCCAGUUCUCCCAGCAGCCCCGUCAGUCCCAGACCCAGUUCUCCCAGCAGCCCCAUCAGACCCAGACCCAGUUCUCCCAGCAGCCCCAUCAGACCCAGACCCAGUUCUCCCAGCAGCCCCAUCAGACCCAGACCCAGUUCUCCCAGCAGCCCCAUCAGACCCAGUUCUCCCAGCAGCCCCAUCAGACCCAGUUCUCCCAGCAGCCCCGGAGGAGGCCUGUGGUUCCGUCCAUGUUGGAGGAGGCAGGUCUGGUUCUGCGUCAGGUCCAGAGACAGAAGAAGGUUCUUGAGGAGAACCUGGACUCUCUGAGGAGAGCCAAGACCGGAGAGGUUCUGCACUGCCAGCUGGAGGCGCUGGCUGCUAACAGAGACUUGACGGAGGAGGUCCGGAUCAAGAAGACAGUGGACGCCUGGAUCACCUCUUCAACCAAACACAUCCAG
Messenger RNA from Perca flavescens (yellow perch), 1025 nucleotides. Its product is annotated as vegetative cell wall protein gp1-like. The transcript is spliced from 4 exons. Bases 1 to 894 code for a protein of 297 amino acids. The record is from RefSeq and is a predicted model, not a curated record. Lineage: Eukaryota; Metazoa; Chordata; Actinopteri; Perciformes; Percidae.